GCACGUACAGGAUCCUAUGGCGACAAAAUCCAUCGCAAGAGUUGGCCAGAAGAGGCGAUGAAAACACAAAAUUUGGAAAGAAAAGAACCCAAAACAUCAACAAGCUGGAUCUUAUACAUCACUCAUAUCUUACAAAGAAAUAGAUCAACUCGAAUGCAGGAAAAUCCUCCAACCGUCCAUUCUGUGCUGCAACACUGCAAAGACAAUUCAGAGGUGAAGUUGCUUUAUUUUGGCCUGUGAUAAACUUCAUGAAGCAAAAAAACACCAGGUUGUGAAGCAUAAUCAACAAGCUGGAUCUUAUGUCGUACAAACAAAGAGAUGAAUUUCAAUGCAGGAAAAACCUUCAAUCAUCUAUUCUGUGCUACAUGUAUGAUGAACACUGCAGACAUAUGAACAUGGACAAGGUGCUUUGAUGACUUUGUUUCCAGUUAUGACAAUUCCAGAGGUGAUAACAAAGUUGCGUUGAAUGUUAGUUGUAGUGGAUUUUGGCCUGUGAUAAACUUGUAUUAAAGCAUAGACGUGGGCUUGUGCAGCUAUACAAUCAGUGUAUUUGCUGUUUAUACUUUUUUUAGAAUGUUGAAAGUAGAACUGAAUAUAAAAACAGAAUCCAGUGGCGAUGAGGAAGAUAGAGAUCAGACAGGAAGCAAUCAUCCAUCCGAAGACUCGAUUGAGAAUAAUACAAAAGGCGGAGAGAGCAAAAGUAAACUUAGCUAUGAAUGUAAAAAAUGUGGAAAGAAAUUCCAAAGGCACAUUCACUAUAAGAAUCAUGUGUCUUACAUGCAUGAGGAAGAUGACCGUGGAAAAGGAAAGAUACAGUGUUCAGUUUGUGGCAAGCGGUAUAUGGUGGUAGGGAGAUUAAAGAAACAUAUGCUGAUGCACAGUAAUGGAAAGGAAAGGAUCCAGUGUUCUAUUUGUGGCAAGCGAUUUGUAGAGGCCAAGAGAUUGGAGAAUCAUUACAUGGCAAAACAUGGUAAAGGGAAAGGAAAGAUCUAUGAUGAUUCUGGUUGUGCCAAGCAGUCUUCAGCCAAUGAGGAAUUCCAGAAGCACGUGGUAGCCCAGAAGACCAUGUUGACCUUCAAUGAGAAAGUGUACAGCUGUGCCUUGUGUGGUGAAAAAUUCCUUCGUGAUUACCAACUAGGUCGACACAGAUGCCAUCUCGUUGACCUUGAACAGUUUGCUCUUGCAACCGGUUGUAGAAAGAGAAAAUGGAAAUCUCCUGAUUUGCAUAAUAACCAUUGCCCUAUUUGUAACAAGUCAUUUCACUCAAACGAAGGUUGGCGAAAACAUAUGAUUAUCCACCUUGGUCAAGGGAGCUUCAAAUGCUCUGUAUGUUCUGAGCAGUUUACUGGGAAAAGGGAAUUACAAAAUCACAUGAUGAGGCGGCACACUACCGACAGACCUUUCAAGUGUUCAUUGUGUGACAAGACGUUCAUCUCAAAGAGUAAUUUGGGUUCACAUGAAAAAGUACACAGUGAAGUGUAUUAUAAAUGCUGUGUUUGUGGAGAGGAAUUCAAAAAUAUUAGUUUGAUGAAAUGCCAUGAAUGUCAAUCAGAUGAACAGUUUGGUAUGAAUGGUGAUAAACUGCUAUGCAGUAUAUGUCAAGCAAAUUUUGACCUCGGAUCUACCCUGAUAGAGCAUCUAUCAGUUCAUAAAGACACCCAUCCUCAUAAGUGUCCUUGGUGCAGUGAAAGAUUCAGAGUGAAGCAAUACCUAACCAUACAUCACAGAAAGUCGCGCCCCAGACAUGCAUCACAGAGUGCGAAUGACUGUCCAUACGAAUGCAAACUGUGCCUCCGGAGAUUCAGGAAGCAAUCUUCACUUAAAAGGCACAAGAAAGUCAUUCAUUGCAGGAAGAAAAUGGAACAGACCCAAGCUCAAAGUGAAACUAUAACCCUGCAGGAUAAUGGAGAAAAUAUUCCUCCGGAGACCGUUAACUCUGCGAACCCAACUUCAGAAGAGAACAUGGAACAUGGCAUCGAAGCUGCACAAGAGCGCAUUAAUGCAUCAUCAGGUCUUUGGGGAAAUGACAAACAUCAAUUAUCUAAUGAAGCAUUGAUAGAGAAUGGAAAGGAAAGUAACGGAGAAUGCGCAUUGAACGUUACAAACUCAGUACAAUACAAGUGUGAUGUGUGUAAAAAGAAGAAAUCAUUUAUAGUGUGGGGAAACUACCGGAAGCAUAUGAAACAUGCACAUGGUCGGAAUGUUGAGAGGGAUGAGCGACUACAGUGUGCUAUAUGCGAAGAAAAGUUUCUUUCUGUGGAAAGUCUUGAAGGUCACGUGGUGAUCCACAAUAGAUCGAGCCGCCAUUACUGCUGUGCCUUGUGCGGGGAGAAAUUUUUCCGAAAUCAUCAACUGACAAGCCAUAGAUGUAGUCUUCUUAACUGUAAAAUUUUGCCAACAGAGAGGGGUACAAAACAGAGAAAUUGGGACUUUGGUGGAUGUGAACUUACUCAUUGUCCUAUUUGUAACAAGGUGUUGAAAAAUCAUUCUUCCUGGCAGAACCAUAUGAACCUUCACUUAAGGCAUCGUGAGUUUAAAUGUUCUUUUUGCUCAAAGCAAUUCAUUGGGCGCAGAGAGCAUCGAAUUCAUAUGAGGCAUCACACGGGGGUGCGUCCAUACAAAUGUAAAUGCUGUCCCAAAUCAUUUGUUUCCCCAAGCAAUUUGGCCUCUCACGAGAAGAGUCAUUUUGCCAUCCAUCAAUUAUGUUGCAUGUGUGGAAUGGAAUUCCUACAAGAAAACGAUUUGCAUGCUCACACAUGUAAGGCUGAUAGUAGUGUGAAUAGUGCAACAGCAACCAUAUCCUUGAAAUCUGUUUGCAAUGUAUGUCACAAGAGUUGUGCUUCCAGGUCAGUCCUAAAGAGGCACAUGAGGGUUCAUGAUGACACCCAUCCCCACUCAUGUACACGAUGUUAUCAAGGUUUCAAACAUGAGCAAGACCUUGGUAAACACCAAAGGAUAGAACGUCUAAAAUCUGAGUGUGUCAAGGACUACCCUUUUCAAUGUAGCAUCUGCCCGAACAGAUUUGACAGUCUUCGGAAACUCAAGCUACAUGAGGCGAAUGGACACAAAAGGACGUAUUCCCGGCCUAUCGAGCCAUAUUCCGUCCAAAGUGUCGUUUCAGCACCUCCAAAUGGAAUAGUGAAUCGAGGUGCUGAUCAAAGUCCUCUUGAUGUGGACCAUAGUGUAGAUGACUCAUUCCAAGGUGAGAAUGGUAGGGCCUCUCCAGGUGAUCAGGGUCAGAGGCAUAGCAGUACCCCUAUCAUUCCUGGUGUGAAGGAUUACCAAUGCCUACUCUGCGACAAGAUAUUCUACACGAAGCAUAGACUCAAGGGCCAUCUCAAAAUUCACACCGGAAUUAAACCGUAUGGAUGCUCCAAGUGUGAAAAACGCUUUGACAAUCGCAGCUCCCUGAAGUAUCACAAGAAAAGUCAUAAGAAAAAGAAAAAGCGGUAAAUAUAUAUGCUAACGUUUACCAAAAGGUGAAAAGCAACGCCUACAUGUAUGCAUUUGUUUUAUGUCUAGAAAGAGGUGGUUAUAUUUUACUUCCUUUUAAGCAACACUUGUUUGUCACAUAAUUUUAUCUACUAAACUAAUUCCUCAAGAAAAGUUUAACUUGCCUUACAUGGGAGAAAAAUUGGUACCGUGGUAUUUUCAUAAAUUGGGGACUUGGCCCCCCCCCCAUAUAAAAUGGCAUUGAUAUUCAAUUAGUUCAAUCCAUUGCGAGAAGAGAAUGAAUGAAGGAUUUAAGACUCAACUAAAGUUUACAGUAUAUUGUUCAUAUGCUUCUGAUGUAAAAAGUAAUCAUUAUCCAGGCUCAUAAUGUUAAAGAUCACCCUUUUUGUCUCAUAAUGCUCAAUGGUACAAGAAAAGAGUGUAGUAUCCCUUAUUUUUGUAUAUUCAGAUUUUUCUUUAAAUGUUUCUGCCCAUGUACAAGAAGAUGGUGCCAGAUGCAUUCUGUUUUAGGGUGGUCCAUCCAUUUGUCCAUCCCUGUCUUGUUCAUUCAAUAACUUAAUAUCAUUUAAAUGUACAACUAUGUUGAACAGGAAAGAAUGGAGAAAGAAGAGUAUGAAAAAAGAGAGGCUUGCAAUUUUUACAGGGUUCCCACUGUCAUGGAAAAUCCUGGAAAAUUUGUGGUCAUGGAAAAGUCAGGGAAUGUGGAAAAUUUUUGAAAAGUCAUGGAAAAGUCAUGGAAUUGCAUUUACCUCUUGGCUAUGGCAGCUUUCCAGUUUGUUGUGUCUCUCAACUCUCAUACUCUGCUAUUAUAAUUGGUGUUCGUGAUUUCCAUUUUUCCCAGUUUUGUGACAUCCCAAAUUCUACAUAACUCUAGGGAAGUCAUGGAAAGCAACAAUUUAGUAAUGGAAAAGUCAUGGAAAAGUCUUGGAAUUCUUUUUUUCGAAUUUCUGUCGGAAACCUGUUUUUAACACAAUUUUGCCCUUUGUACUCAAUUGAGAAACAUUUAUAUCAUCAGAUUGCCCCCCCCCCCUUCUUGAAUUUCCUGGCAUAUCCCCUGUGAGGCCUAUAUCUACCUGUAUUGUCUUUCAAUAAUUUUCUUAAAGUGUACUGCAAGCCAUGUGUGUGUGUGUUUUUUAAUGUACUACUUCUAGGUACAUACCGGUGUACUUGUAUUUUGAGGUAAAUGGGAGGGGGAGGGCAAGACAACUUAUUUUUUGUCAAUAAUUAAUAUAUAGAACGACUCAGAUCUCAUUUAUUUGUACUCUUGUUUCCUCCCUUUCCCUAUCCCUCUUCUCUUAACAUUAGUCUGUUGACGUUUUUUUUUUGGUCAUUAUUAAUAUUAAAAAAGGGUACCACCCUGUAGACUUCCCUGUAUUAUGACUCGAUGAGUUAAGUGCUUCCUAAAAACAUCCAACAUAUCUGGUAAAUCUGAUACCUGUCAUAUAUAUAUAUGUUUUUUUUUGGGGGGGUCAUAUGGCAAAGAUAAUAAGUUGCCUUUUGUUUGCCAGGAUUUUAAUUCAAGGGGACUCCAUCCCAUAUUUUAAUUGAAAAAAAAAAUCAAAGAAGCAGGAAGGUGAAAGUUUAAGAUGGACAAACAACAUCAAAUCUAAAAAGUUGUUAAAAGCUGUUAUCACUAUGUGGACUUCAAAUUGGCCACAUAGGUGGUGCCAAAUGUAGGGAAGGUGCGAAACAGAUCAGUGGUGUGACGAAAUUUUUUUUUAUCAAGUUAUACUUCAAAUUAUAUUUUUCUAUCAGGCGGACAUGCAACACUGUGCUUUUGUUAUGACCUUUGAGUGAAAAGGGGCUUAUAUCAAAACAAUAAAUACAUAAAGUAUGUGACAAAUUGGAGAGAAUACAAAGAGAUAUGAUUUUUAAAGCAUUCAUAACUAUUGUCAUUUCAAACAUUUUGUUAAUGCUUUCCAAUUUGUUUCAAACUUCCACCAUCCCUUUUGUCUUGCUUUUUCUUCUUUUACACAUUUAGUUUAUUACCUAGUUGGGAUCCCCCAUUUAAGGAAAAUGAUGAGGAAAUAAAUUACUUUCGCCUUAUUGCAAUUUUUCGUCAAAAUUUUAAGUUAAAUCACAUGCACUUGAGAAUGAAAAGUGUCGAAAUUUAUUAGCUUCUGACAGUAUUUCCCGCAUUUAAUUUCCGUCAAUGAUUUGUCCCUUAAUUUUGAGAUUAACCCAAUAAAACAGCGUUAAUAUAAGUAGGUAUUUACAAUAAAGCCGGUAUAAUUAUUGAUAUAUUCACAAUGUGGAUUAAUGUUAUUCUCAUGUUAAGAUGUGCAGAAAUGAAAGUAAACUAUACGUGUUAAUUGAUCGAUAA
Messenger RNA from Lytechinus pictus (painted urchin), 5776 nucleotides. RefSeq names its product zinc finger protein 665-like. Gene Ontology annotation, cellular component: nucleus. NCBI's taxonomy places the organism in Eukaryota, Metazoa, Echinodermata, Echinoidea, Temnopleuroida, Toxopneustidae. Gene Ontology annotation, biological process: regulation of transcription by RNA polymerase II. The transcript has 3 exons. The record is from RefSeq and is a predicted model, not a curated record. Bases 574 to 3453 code for a protein of 959 amino acids. Gene Ontology annotation, molecular function: RNA polymerase II transcription regulatory region sequence-specific DNA binding; DNA-binding transcription factor activity, RNA polymerase II-specific.